Macadamia integrifolia is the source of this 362-nucleotide messenger RNA. Its product is annotated as cellulose synthase A catalytic subunit 4 [UDP-forming]-like. NCBI's taxonomy places the organism in Eukaryota, Viridiplantae, Streptophyta, Magnoliopsida, Proteales, Proteaceae. The record is from RefSeq and is a predicted model, not a curated record. The transcript is spliced from 3 exons. The coding region runs from base 42 to 362 and encodes 106 amino acids.
UCCAUCAUCUCUACUUUCCUCAUUCUUCACUUGCACUAACCAUGGCGUCUGCCAACAUGCCCACCAUGACCAGUCUAGUUGCAGGUUCUGAGGGAAGAAACGAGCUUGAUGUGUUGCAUGGUAACGCAGAGGAAAAUGAGGAUUAUAAUCAACAACAACAGCAACAGCCCAAUAAGCCAGCUUUCGCUUCCGUUGCUUGGAACACUGUUGGUAAAGAUUAUGAAGGUGAUAAGGACUUGGAUAAUACUGAUCAAUGGAAAGAAAGGGAAGAGAAGUGGAGAGCAAGGAAAGAAAAGAGAGGAUUAGUGAGCAAAGACGACAGAGGAGGAAAUGAUCAAGGCGAAGAAAAUGAUUAUCGGUAA